Molecule: messenger RNA, 7952 nt
Organism: Labeo rohita (rohu)
Lineage: Eukaryota; Metazoa; Chordata; Actinopteri; Cypriniformes; Cyprinidae
Gene: sgsm1a
Product: small G protein signaling modulator 1a
Exons: 27
Coding region: 91-4248 (1385 amino acids)
Biological process (GO): activation of GTPase activity
Molecular function (GO): GTPase activator activity
Source: RefSeq, a predicted model, not a curated record
AGUCAGGGAAAGCUUGAACUGCUUUGGCUUCAUCCAGUCGAGUGUUCAGCGUCAGUGGAGUGGAGAGCGUGAGAGCUCAAUACCACAGUCAUGGCAACCACAACAGCAGAAGCCGAAACCCGUCAGAGACUGCUGCGAAACGUGAAGAAGGAGGUCAAGCAGAUCAUGGAGGAAGCAGUCACAAGGAAAUUUGUUCAUGAAGACAGCAGCCAUAUUGUCUCAUUCUGUGCUGCUGUUGAAGCCUGUGUGCUUCAUGGGUUGAAGCGGAGAGCUGCUGGUUUCCUACGAAGCAACAAGAUAGCUGCGCUCUUCACCAAAGUGGGCAAAAGCUUCCCUCCAGCUGAGGAGCUGUGCAGAAAAGCCCAGGAGCUGGAGCUGGUCUUUGAGAGCAAACGAAGUCAGUCUCUCUCAUACAGCGAGAGCACCCGUAAGAUCCCCAAAGUCCCAAACUUCUCGCCUCAGGCUGUCAGAUAUGUGUGGAUCCACACCGCACUCAUUGAGAAAGUGCUGGACAAGAUUGUGCUGUACCUGGUGGAAAACAGCAGUAAGUUUUAUGAGAAGGAGGCUAUUCUAAUGGACCCUGUGGACGGCCCUAUCCUCGCCUCUUUGUUAGUGGGCCCCUGUGCAUUAGAGUACACUAAAAUGAAGACAGCAGAUCAUUUCUGGACGGAUCCCUCAGCUGACGAGUUGGUGCAAAGGCAUCGUAUUCACAGUGGACACUGCCGACAAGACUCGCCUAUAAAGAGACCUGCCCUCUGUAUUCAGAAAAGGCAUUCCAGUAGUAGUAUGGAUGAAAGGCCAUCUCCCUCCCCCUCCGCCAGAGACUACGUGGAGUCUCUUCAUCAGAAUUCCAGAGCGACUCUCCUGUUCGGCAAGAACAACGUACUGGUACAGCCGAGGGAUGAUAUGGAAGCAAUCCCAGGGUACCUCUCUCUACACCAGACGGCUGACUGCAUGACUCUGAAAUGGACGCCAAAUCAGCUAAUGAACGGCUCUGUGGGAGAUCUCGACUAUGAGAGGAGUGUUUACUGGGACUACGCCAUGACAAUCCGCCUGGAGGAGAUUGUAUACUUGCACUGUCAUCAGCAGGUGGACUGUGGGGGAACAGUGGUUCUGGUUAGUCAGGAUGGGAUUCAAAGGCCUCCGCUUCGUUUUCCCCGUGGUGGUCAUCUUCUACAGUUCCUCUCCUGUCUGGAAAAUGGUCUGCUGCCUCACGGCCAGUUAGACCCACCACUUUGGUCCCAGAGAGGAAAGGGUAAAGUAUUUCCUAAGCUAAAAAAGAGAUGUCCACAGGGAUCCUCAGACUCUGUCUCAGACAAAGAAGAGGAAGAAGCAACAGAUUACGUCUUCCGAAUUAUUUUCCCAAACAGCCAGUCAGAAUUUGUGACUUUUACCCAGUCCUCCCAUCUCUCUCUGAGUACUGUCCUCCUGGCCCGACCUCUCUCCCUGAACUCGAAAGGGCUGCGGCCUCCUAAACGCCAGACCCUGGUGAUGCCAAAGCACCAAUGCAGCUCCCCGGGAGAGUCCCCAUCCUCCCCUGAGCCCAGCUUGGCACCGGAAUUGAUUGAUCAGGGAGCAAACAUGUGGCACCCAACACCAAGGAAAUCAUCUUGCUCUUCCUGCUCACAGAGUAGUUUCUCUGAAGGAGCACCACCCAAUGGAUGCAACCAUGAAAGAGCCCCUCUGAAGUUGCUGUGUGACAACAUGAAAAACCAAAUCAUCUCUCGGGCUUUCUAUGGAUGGCUGGCGUACUGUCGUCAUCUGUCCACAGUACGCACUCACCUGUCUGGCCUUGUCAAUCACACUAUUGUGGAACCAGAUGUGCCCACUGACGCCUAUGUUGGUCUCACGACAGAAGUGUGGCAGAAGUUUCUUCAAGACUGCGGCAGCUAUGAAGAAAAGGAGUUACUGCGGCUAGUUUAUUUCGGUGGAGUUGAGCCGUCUUUACGAAAGGAGGUCUGGCCUUUCCUGCUGGGUCAUUACCAAUUUGGGAUGUCUGAGACUGAGAGAAAAGAGGUGGAUGAGCAGAUGCGAGCGUGCUACGAGCAGACAAUGAGCGAAUGGCUGGGGUGUGAGGCCAUUGUUAGGCAGAGGGAAAAAGAACAGCACGCUGUGGCGAUAGCCAAGUGUUCGUCUGGAGCGAGUAUAGACAGCACCACACAGAGAAUAAUGCACCGUGACUCCACCAUCAGUAAUGAGUCCUCGCAGAGCUGUAGUUCAGGCAGGCAAAGAGAUUCGAGGCUGCAGAGCGACUCCAGCAGUAGUACUCAGUUCUUCACUUCCCAAAACCCCUUCCCCUGGAGUAGCUUGCUUCCCUUUGGUUUGUUUUUCCAGGUGUUUGAGUCCGUCGAGGAGGUCGACCAGAUCGAAUCCGAACCCAAGGGUGAAGACACCAAACAGGUUUCCAAAAUCUCAAAUGGAACACCUCAAAAUGAAACCAGUUCUCCAGACUCUGGUCUCCCCUCUUCCAGAAACUUCUCUGUUACUUCUGGUCAGUCAGACUCCUUGAGCACAGAGGACAGUGGGAUACAUGACCCAAGCCUUAAAGCUCAAUCACAGCUAGUUUCAAAGGAAAGGUUUGCAAGUGCAUCUGCAGAGGAAGGAAAGUCGACUGAGGAAGUUGUGACAAUAUCAGAGAGAAAGAAGGCCACAGAGAGUUCAGAUAAAAGGGCAGAGGUCGAGACAGGAGGGUUGAAAAAGGCUCAAGAUGCUUCUGAAGCUCCUGCAUCAGCUCUCAGCCACAUGACCAAAAUGGAAGCAAGCAAAUCUCCAGAGAAAACUUUGACAUCAGAAAAUGAAGCACUGACACGGCAUACUGAGACAGAUAUUCCCAAAGCAACAGAGGUCAUGGAAUCGACUCCUGCAGAGCCGAAGAUAAAUGAGAAUCGGGUAAGAGUGGACAUUGAAAGGUCCCACAUGGGAACUAAAGAUAGUAGAGCAAUCCAAGAGGAACCUUUGGUAACGAAAGACCAUAAGAUAUCAGAUGCACUUGAGCAGAAGGUUGUAGCUGACAAACUGGUGUCUGUUUCAAAGGAUGAAAAUACAGAGAAAGAAACAGCAAAAACCAAUGAAGCAAGCAAAGACUCCAAGACGUGGGUGGAUGAAGUUGUAACAGCAGUAAAGAGAAAAACACCAGUUCUCCCAAAAGCCAUUGCUACAGAGGAUGUUACAAAGAGGACCAUGCAUAAAGAAAUGCAGAGGAACGCUCCAGUAAUUGAAGAGACGGUGGUCCCACUGGUGCAUGAAGCUUUUAGCACAAGAGAGAUGAGUGAAGCCCAAGAUGCAACCGAGUCAGACGAGUCUCCCUCUGCCAUUGAAAUGGAAGAGAUUCCUACAGCCAAAGUGUCCAUGGUUUGGGAAAGGAAGAGUUCACCCAGAAGCAAGGCUAAUGAGCAGACAACUGUACCUGUAUUGGAGCUCAGGCUGGAGGAAGCUCACGGAAAGCCCAGCUCUGACAAAAUGAACUCUGAGGAGCCAGAGAUGGAAAGUCUUUGCCCACAGCUGGAUUCACUGGCUGUGAACACUGAGAAGAAUGAAGCUACCUCUCCAGUUUCCUCUAUAGGGACUACUUAUUCUCAAGAGCUUUUGGACUUGUACACUCUAAAUCUGCACCGCAUUGAUAAAGACGUUCAGCGCUGUGACCGAAAUUACUGGUACUUCACACCUGCCAACUUGGAAAAACUGCGCAACAUCAUGUGCAGUUACAUUUGGCAGCACCUGGAAAUUGGAUAUGUCCAGGGGAUGUGUGACCUGCUCGCUCCUUUGCUAGUUAUUCUAGAUGAUGAGGCCAUGGCUUUCAGUUGUUUUACUGAACUAAUGAAACGGAUGAAUCAAAAUUUUCCUCACGGAGGUGCGAUGGACACCCACUUUGCCAACAUGAGAUCUCUCAUCCAGAUUCUAGACGCAGAGCUGUUUGAGCUAAUGCAUCAGAAUGGAGACUACACCCACUUCUACUUCUGCUAUCGCUGGUUUCUUCUUGACUUUAAAAGAGAGUUGGUGUAUGAUGAUGUGUUUGCUGUUUGGGAGGUCAUCUGGGCUGCUAAGUGUGUGUCCUCCAGCCAUUUUGUGCUCUUCAUUGCUCUUGCAUUGGUGGAGAUAUACAGAGACAUCAUACUAGAAAACAAUAUGGACUUCACUGACAUCAUCAAGUUUUUCAACGAAAUGGCUGAGCAUCACAAUAUCAAGCAAAUUCUGACUCUGGCUCGUGACCUGGUGUGCAAAGUACAGACGCUUAUUGAGAACAAGUAACUCUGAAGCCUCCCACCUCUGUUGUUGAUCAUGUUCUCAAUGUAACCCAUCAGCCCUUGCUACAAAAAAACAGGGAGCAUUUGGCCAUAGCUUAAAGAGCUUCAAGUAUAUGGUAACAUUUCCAAUGCCAAACAUCUCGAUCUACCUGGAAUCAGUCAGUGUGCAUGUUUUAAUAGUGGAGUCAUCUGGCUCUUUAAUCAGGUUUUACUAAACAUCAUAGUACUAAAAUUUUAUAAGCAGAUGCUGCUAAUGAGUGGUCAUUCACUGUUAGACAUGGAUUUUUAUCCUGAGUCUUAAAUGCAGUCAGGAUUACCAGUCACUAGUGAUUUAUAGGCUCUAUUGCAAAACCUAGUGAGCUGCCUUGCUGUCUACUGCCUACAUAAACUAAAAUUGAACAUCACAAGUGACUGAUUUGUUUCCAAUUUGAUUUCAGUAGAAUUUGGUGUUAGUAUGUUGCUAAGUCAACGGCAUGAUACUCAUACAGUACAAAGCACACACACACAUACUGGGUAGAAUAGUCAGUUUAAAUCAAUUUUUUGUUAAUUGAUAGUUUUUGGUGAAAAUAAGUACAGUAUUUAUAAACAUCAUCUUCAUUAAUGUGAUGCUGCCUUAGUAUUUGACCAAAAGAAUAUAUAUUAGAAAGUAGCAUAAUGUUGCAGAAGUGUGCCUAUGAUGCCUUAAAAUGCUGCCUAUGUAGGCAGCUCACUAGGUUUUAAAACAGAGCAAUAGAAAAUCGGGAGUUCAGGUCAGGUACAUUUUCCAGAGUCGGUCACACUAGAUUUUACGUUCCAUUCACAUUCACAUAUAUGGAGGGCACACACACACACACACACACACACACACACACAUAUAUUUAUAUAUAUAUAUAUAUAUAUAUAUAUAUAUAUAUAUAUAUAUACACACACACACUACUGUUCAAAAGUUUGGGGUCAGUUUUUUUUUUUUGAUAGUCUCUAAUGCACACCGACGCAACAUUUAUUUGAUCAAAAAUACAGUAGUAACAGUAUUGUAAAAACAAUAUAAAUUAACUGUUUUUUAUUUAUUUUAAAAUGUAGUUUAUUACUCCUGUCUUCAGUGUCACAUGAUCUUUUAGAAAUCAAGAAACAUUUCUCUUAUUUUUAAUUUUGAAAACAGUUGUGCUGCUUAAUAUUUUUUUGGAGAAAAUAAUAUUUGAUGAACAGAACAUAAUUUAUUUGAAACAUCAAUAUUUUGUAACAUUAUAAAUGUUUUUGUGCUGUCAGAUUUAAUACAUUUAAUUGUUCCUUUCUGAAUUAAAGUAUUAGUUUCUAUAUAAAAAAAAAAAAAACUUCUUUUGAACAGUAGUGUAUUCAUGGAAUUUCCAUCUUGCACUACAUACAAACUUAAAAAGAUGUUUGAUUUUAUAAUGCCAUGUGAAACUAGUAGCCUUAUAAAGUAGAUAAAUAUGUGAACAUUUGCUUUUAUUUUUCAUUUAUUAAAAGCAGUAGCCUGAGAGCAUGAUAUACACUGCCAUUUAAAAGUUUGGGGUCAGUAAGAUUUGUAAUGUUUUUUUUUAAAGAAGACUUUUCUGCUCAUCAAGGCUGUGUUUAUUUGAUUAAAAAUGCAGAAAAAACAGCAAUAUUGUGCAACAUUUUUGCAAUUUAAAAUUGUGUUUUUCUAUUUUAAUAUACUUUAAAAUAGAAUUUAUUUAUGUGAUGCAAAGCUGAAUUUUUAGCAUCAUUACUCCAGUCUUUAGUAUCACAUGAUCCUUCAGAAAUCAUUCUUAUAUGCUGAUUUAUUAUCAAUGUCAAAACAGUUUUUUUCAGGAUUUUUAAUGAAUAAAAUGUUUUUAAAAAAAUAGAAAUCUUCUGGUACUGUAAAUUGUUUUUGUUUAUUUCUUUAAAAGAAAUUAAUAGUUUUAUUCAGCAAGGAUGUGUUAAAUUUAAAAAAAAUAAUGGUAAAGACUUUCAUUGUUAGAACAGGUUUCUACUUUGAAUAAAUGCUGUUCUUUUCAACUUUUUAUUCAUCAAACAAUCCUGAAAAAAAUAUCGCAGGUUCCAAAAAAAAUAUUAAGCAGCACACCUGUUUCCAACACUGAUAAGUCAGCAUAUUAGAGUGAUUUCUGAAGGAUCAUGUGACACUGAAGACUGGAGUAAUGAUGCUGAAAAUCCAGCUUUCCCAUCACAGGAAUAAAUUCUGUUUUAAAGUAUAUUAAAAUAAAAAACAACUAUGUUAAAUUGCAAUAAUAUUUCACAUUAUUGCUGUUUUUUCUGUAUUUUUAAUCAAAUAAACAGCCUUGAUGAGUAUAAAAGUCUUUCAAAAACAUUAAAAAUCGUGUGUUGUUACAGUCAAUUGUUAUGACAUCUAAAAUAAAUAGGGAUGAUUUUACAUGCUUUAAAUCUAGUGUGACCAACCUCUUAUGGCUUCUGUAUGACCUGCACACUUUAUAAGUAUUCUGAUGUGCCACUUUUAACAUUAUGUAGAUUUUCCUGUAUACAACUGUAGCAGUAGAGGGCGCUGUGCUUUCAGUCGACUGACCUUUUGCAUGUGUUUUUGUACCCUGCUUAUUUCCAAGUCAGUGUCUUUACUGUGAGUUGUUUCACUAAAUCAGGUCAGGUUAUCGUAUCACACAGUAUAUUAUUGGAUGAUACCAAGGAAUGCCUCUAGGUAUUAGAUUUAGAACAGAGAAAAAACAUCCGUAAAUUGUGUAUUCCUUCCUUGUGUUACAGAACUGAAUAAUGAUUUGGGUUUUUCAUAAGUUUGUGUAAUGUUUAAGUCAGUGCUGUGUUUCAGUGCAAUGGUGUCAUGUUUGCAGUCACUUUAUGAAUAUCAGGCAUUAGGAUUUAUUUUUCAGAUUUGAUGCUUGUGUCAGAGUCUGAGUGUGUGUGUGUGUGUGUGUGUGUGUGUGUGUGGACCAGGAUAACUCACAAUCACUACCGCAAGGCCUUGUCUGCUUGAUGUAUUCUUGCUGUUUGUGGACUGUACAGAAAAAUACAUGCUAUAUUUAUUAUAUAGAGAGAAUCUAUAUUAUUAACUUUGGUGUCGUUGCCUACGUGGUUUUCAGAUGGACACUAAUAUUCACACAAAGAAAUGAAAAUCAUCAGUGCUCUUAUUUAUUUUCCAUCAUGGAAUUGUAUAAAAUGUACACUGUUUUUUCAUCCUCUAACCACACUCCUCUGCUAUAGCUCUUAUAUUAUAGUACCUUAUAACAUGUAAUCACAAUGAAGUAUUGAUCCUAUGAUCAAACCAAUACAGCUACGGGUCUAAAACCUUUGGUUGAUCAGGUAUAUCCACAAUAAGGUGCAAUGGUAAUUGAAUCUGAUCUGUAACACAAGGCUAAGAAUGACCAUUUAGGCAAGAAUAGUAAAGCUAAUCCAAAUGUAUUCCAUACUUCUGUGAACACAUGAAUUAGCAAUUCUAAUCUACAUAUGUGAUCUGAUAUGAGCAGGUGUUAAUCAUUCUCCUGCAUUGAAUCUUGUUGAUUUCUUACUGUGCUGCAAAACAAAAUCUAAAAGGAGGAAAAAUCAUUUAUAAUUUUUGUGUUGUUACACAUUUAUUUAAAAACUGAAUGUAUGCAUUUUGUCUGUUUUUUUUAUGUCAAUGUUGUUGCUGCACUGUGGUCAAUUACUACAAAGUGUUAAAUUCUAAAUAUAUAUUAAAUGGUAAAUGUACUUAUUUAAAAAAAAAACCAAAUGGAAUAAAAUGGAAUUGUUCUUAUUUUUCCAACAAAUAUAAUCAUCAUAUUC